Molecule: messenger RNA, 1510 nt
Organism: Nomia melanderi (Alkali bee)
Lineage: Eukaryota; Metazoa; Arthropoda; Insecta; Hymenoptera; Halictidae
Source: RefSeq, a predicted model, not a curated record
AGAGAAUAUUAAAGUAUCGCUCGUAACGCUGCCAUGCGAAACCAACCCGAGUCGAUACGACAGGCUGUGCGACGCGAAACCGACGAGAAAUUUUACGUUACGCGUUACGUCUAUCCUAUACACCUCGCCCGUGCUAUCUCGAGUCUGCGGUGAUGGCAAAAAGUGACAACCGACAUGGGUUCCGACGACGAGAUAUCCGAAGACGAGCAUGAAAUUCUCGUGUAUGUAGAAUUCGAAGGACUCGUGGACGUUAAUGUGUUCAGUGAAGAGCAAUUGCAAUUAGAUAUGAUCGGUAUAGACACGGAACAUCCGAUAAUGCAAAUUAAUGGGAAGCUUUACGAAGGCACUUACGAAGAUGUUAACGGUACAUACAUGUUUUUCGUAAAAAACGACAAUUUUAUGCCGGACGAUCCCGUUUUCGAUGACAUUCCGAGCUUAACGUAUUUUACUAAAACUAAAAAAAUCUUAAAGAUGCAACGAAUCUUUAUCAAAUCUAGGACAGAAGUGCUCGGAGAUUCGACCCAUGACCGUUGUAUUCCAAAUUUAAAGACUCUUCGGUUAGCUGGAGUACCGUGUCGAUAUCAAGAAGAAGCUCUUUCCUUCUGGAAGACUAUGAGAACCAAUAGAUUAAACGCUUUGCAUUCAUAUCUGGAGAAGCAAAAGAUCAGACGAGAAAAAAAAUCUCAGGGUAUAAUACCUGAAUCAGAAUCCGACGAAGAUAAUCCUUUUGCCAUGUAUAAACAUAAAGACGAAUCCGAUAACACGAAUAAGUUUAACGAUACUUCUGUAAAACGCGAAGAAGAUCCAUUCUACUCUAAAUCUGUAUCGCCUAAAGAAAUUAUCGAUGAAAGUCUAAAUACCGUCAAAGAUAGUUGUGACGGCGAUCUUCAAGAAUUUCGAGCAUUACAGAAACCGCAAUCUUUGACCUCGGAUGAUGCUAAUCAUCGUUUAAACACAUGUAUAAAUAACUUGUCCAAAAAAAGAAGCACGAACAAAGCUCAUAAGAAACAAAGAAUAAAAGAUAAAAAGGCACAACCGUCGAUAACGAAAAGUAAAAGAUCCUUUGAUAAAAUAGAAGAAAAGUUAGAGGAGUUGCACAUAUUAAACGUUAACGGCACUUCCAGUACUUCGGAUACUUUAAAAAAUACAAACAUUAACGACGACUGUGAACCGACGAAAACCGAAGAGUGCGAAGCAAAAGUAGAUCAAGAAGAUGCGACUAAUGCCAAAAUUUCGAAACAAUUGAAACGAGAAGCAAAAAUGAAAGAAAUAUCUGAACAGUUGAGAGCAUACGCGGAAGAAUAUAAAUACUAAAAUGGAUGCAUGAAAAUCUAUACUGACCAAAAAUAAUAACGUGAUAUAUGUAAAUAUGGUUUCAUUUUUUCACCAAUUCAAAUCACUGGGAAGCUCAUCAGGAUAAUCUCCAGUUAAACAUGCUGUACAAUGACCGAUAUAACUGCUUUCUCUAUUAUCCAUACCAAAUCUUACAGCUUUGACAAGUCCAUCUACC